This is a messenger RNA of Neurospora tetraspora, 1499 nucleotides long. RefSeq names its product alpha-N-methyltransferase NTM1. The coding region runs from base 264 to 1043 and encodes 259 amino acids. Gene Ontology annotation, cellular component: cytoplasm. Gene Ontology annotation, biological process: N-terminal protein amino acid methylation. NCBI's taxonomy places the organism in Eukaryota, Fungi, Ascomycota, Sordariomycetes, Sordariales, Sordariaceae. The transcript is spliced from 2 exons. The record is from RefSeq and is a predicted model, not a curated record. Gene Ontology annotation, molecular function: N-terminal protein N-methyltransferase activity.
ACCAACAACCAACAACCGACAACCAACAACCUCAAAUCUCAAACCUCGCUAUUUAACACACGAACGAACCAUUUCCAACCACUUACGGCUUUAUCUCAAUCCUUUCCAAACAACAACUGCCAUCAAGAGAAAAUCACACAAAGUGUCUCAAGCAACCAAUCCAAAAAAAAGCAAAACCAGACUCACAAACCCCAAACCCAAACACCCAAAGACAAGCAGGCACCCUUCAAUCAUACAAAGAAAAAAAAAGAGAUCCAUCCACAAUGUCGGACGCAAACGACAACGACUUCACCCAGCUCUCCCCCUCCUCCUCCUCCACCCCCGGCGCCAGAACCCCCGCCGACGCCUCCAUCUCUAAAGAACACGGCCUCGCCUACUGGGAAUCCGUCAGCGCCGACGAGAACGGCAUGCUGGGCGGGAUCCCGAGCUUCGCCGGCUUCGCCAACACCUCCAAGAUCGACCUGCAGGGCUCUCGCAAUUUCCUCGCCAAGUUCGGCAUCGGUUCCAAGUCAGGCCUGCGCAGGUGCAAGCGCAUCUUAGAGGGCGGGGCGGGCGUGGGCAGGAUCACGGAGGGGUUGUUGACUGAACUACUUGAUGAGGAGAAGGGAGGGAAAGUGGAUGUGGUUGAGCCGAUUGCCAAGUUUACGGCCAAGUUGCAGGGGAAAAAGGGUGUGGGGAGGGUGUAUGUGAUGGGGUUGGAGGAGUGGGUGCCUGAGGUGGGGGAAGGAGAGAAUAAGUAUGAUUUGGUGUGGACGCAGUGGUGCGUGGGACAUUUGACGGAUGAGCAGUUGGUGGCGUAUUUGCAGAGGUGCAAGAGCGCGUUGAGCGAGGAUGGGUUGAUUGUGAUCAAGGAGAACACGACGGUGUUGGGGAAUGAUGAGUUUGAUCAGGAGGAUAGUAGUGUUACGAGAGGCGAGGCGACAUUCCAGAAAGUCUUCCAAAAGGCUGGGUUGAAGGUUGUCAAGGCCGAGUUCCAAAAGGGCUUCCCCCAGACGAGGACUAUGAAGCUUCUUCCGGUGCGCAUGUACGCUCUGAAGCCUUGAGUGUCUGGAGAGGAAGAACAAGUACCGCGAUCAAAGUCACCAUAAAGCGUACGCGGAGACGAACGGCCGGCACGAUUACACCAGGUUUACCAUUAUUGAGGGGUUACGGACACCUUCGGUCUACGUGGAAUGGUAGGCACCCAAGAGUGAGAAGGCCGUCACCUCCAGGUUCUUAUCUUUCUGAGUCCAUGCGUCCGGGGGCAUGUCAGAUACAAUAUCGGUAGAACGACGACAUCUCCUUAGACUUUUUAUCGAGGACAAUUGGCAGAAUUUGAGUUGGAACGACAUCAUACCGACAGGUCGUGGACUGUUUUUGUUGAGCAUUAGGGGACAGCUCCAACCCGGAUUAUCACCAGGUAUUAAUUAGAUCAUCUCAAGUUCGUCUCGUUUACAUAUUAAGUUCGACAAAGCAUUAGAGAACUAUAAAUACACCAGAUUCUUUCAACAGCCGUGAUC